Messenger RNA from Trichosporon asahii var. asahii CBS 2479, 1236 nucleotides. RefSeq lists its product as uncharacterized. The transcript is spliced from 3 exons. Lineage: Eukaryota; Fungi; Basidiomycota; Tremellomycetes; Trichosporonales; Trichosporonaceae. The coding region runs from base 1 to 1236 and encodes 411 amino acids. The record is from RefSeq and is a predicted model, not a curated record.
AUGCCGGGCAGUCUGUCGCCGACGCCGGAACCGUCAGACGACGAGUCGAGGGGCUCGAGAGAGCUCACACCGACACAGCGUAGCGAGAGGACCGACACUGCCCCGCCGUCGCCGACCAACCUUCCCCCGACUCGCGCAGAGCUGGAGGGCUACUCGCACCUCGUCGGCUCACUAGCUCUCCGCGAUGCGACAUCUCUCGGUCCUGCCCUCCUCGGCGCGCCGCUAUGGUCACCGACCCCCAACCCAUCGUCCCGCGGCUCGUCGCCUGUUGUGGCAAUGUCCCGCCGUUCCUCUGGUCCAUCCGGCAUCAUUCCCACUCCACGAACAGCAGACAGGAACGAGCGUCGGCUUUUCCUCCGGCGCGAGCGUGCCGCCUUUCGAGCCUCGAUGCCAGAACACCUGGGUGGGCAGCCCAGUGAACUCCGGCAAGAAGAAGACAAGCGCCGCACACUCUGGCCCGAGUAUCCCAAGAAUGUGGUCGCCGAGCAGAGUCUGAGUGAAAGCGUGCAGGAGGCAGCGGCGGACAUGGCGACUCGCGAGCGGUUGCGCUAUCAACGCACCAAAUUCAAGGGUCCGACUGUCGACAAGCCGCGUAACAAGCAGGGACGCUUCCUGCCCGCUGCUGAGGGAGCCGAUGAAGUAGAGAGGGAGGAAGACGAGCUGGACUCAGAUCUCAGCGACGACGAUGAUAUGGACCCCGAGGUCGCGUAUCACAUUGCCGCCAAUGUCCAAGCCCAGGUCGACCGGACACUGGCCGGCAUCGCAGCCUUCCGACCGCCAGGCACCGAGAGAGUGAGGAGCACCAUGGACCCGCUCGACUGGAAGGCGGUCAUGGGCGCGGCGGCGCUGACGGUGGACCCGGAGAUUAUCAAUCGCGCCAACGCCCGACUUGAGAAGCUCUUCCACUCGUCCGCUGACGAUCUUCAAGCGCAUCGCCUCAAGAUUCUGGCCGAUGCUCGCGCCGCACCGAAGAAGCUGUUGCGGCAGCGCGACAGCGUGUUUGCGUGCAGCCGCGUGACGGAGACUACGGUCAAGAACCUGAAGGAGAAGGCGCAACGCCGCACAGAGAAGGAGGCCAGACGGGCCGAGAAAGCCGUCGCAAAGGCAGCGGGCAAAGCACGCAAGGCGGAGAAGGUGCUGCAAGCGCGCAAGAAGAGGACUGCCGCCAACCGCGCAGCCGAGAAGAAGAAGGCGGAGCGCGAGGCGCGAGAGAACGCGUCUCAGCCUGUAUCAUGA